Molecule: messenger RNA, 1704 nt
Organism: Oryza sativa Japonica Group (Japanese rice)
Lineage: Eukaryota; Viridiplantae; Streptophyta; Magnoliopsida; Poales; Poaceae
Source: RefSeq, a predicted model, not a curated record
UACUUUACUAUACUUUAGCCAUUCCACAUCAGUCCGUGCCGCUCUCUGCCCAUUCUCUUCUCCACGGCAAACCACCACCGGCGUCACCAGCCCACCACCGGUCUCCACCGCCACCCUUUUCUCCGAAUCCCGACAUGGAGAGGCCUCCGCGCAGGCCCUCCGCCGCGCGCCCGCGCCCGCGCUCCCUCCAGCGAGCCGCCGCGGCGCUCUUCCUCGCCAUCUUCGUCGCGCUGCCCUUCGCCGUGCUGUACCGUGGCCCCGUGUCGCGGUCGCUGCACGACUCGUGGGAGUGGGACCCGCUGCCUUCGCUCGACGCAUCCGAGGAGGACGGCGCCGCCCGGGAUGAUGAUCUGGACAGUCAAGAUCUGAAACUCGAGCAAGUCCUGCAGAAAGCCUCAAUGGGAGAUAACACGGUUAUAUUGACCACUCUUAAUUCUGCAUGGGCUUCUCCUGGCUCAGUGAUAGACCUAUUCAUUGACAGUUUUCGAUCUGGUGUUAGAACAAGUUCACUUAUAAACCAUCUUGUCAUUAUAGCAUUUGAUUGGAAUGCUUACAAGCAAUGUCUCAAGAUCCAUCCUUAUUGCUUUGCUCUCGGAACUGAUGGUGUGGAUUUCUCUGAGGAGAAGAGGUUCUUGACUUCUGGGUAUCUGGAGAUGAUGUGGAAAAGGAUAGAUUUCUUGCGGCUGGUCCUGGAAAGUGGUUUUAGCUUCAUAUUCUCGAUUGCUUGUGACCACUAUUUUGGGAAUGCAACUGAUCUGAGAAACAUUGCUAAUGGAGGCUUCAACUACGUGAAAUCAAAUGAACGAAGCAUAGAGUUUUACAGUUUCUGGUAUUCCUCACGAUUGAGAUAUCCUGGCCUUCAUGAUCAGGAUGUAUUUAAUGUCAUCAAGCACGACCCUUAUGUUUCAGAUAUUGGACUGAAAAUUAAGUUUUUGAGUACUUCAUACUUUGGUGGAUUUUGUGAACCAAGCAGAGAUCUAAACAAAGUUUGCACCAUGCACGCUAACUGUUGCAUUGGACUGCAAAGCAAGGUACAUGAUCUAAGAGUUAUGAUGGAAGAUUGGAGGAGUUAUUUGUCCUUACCUCCAAGCUUGAAAAGAUUGAGUGCAUUGGCAUGGAGGGUGCCGCAAAAUUGCAGCCUUUCUUGGUCACACCAAUAAAACGUCCUUAUGGACAGCAAAAAGAAAUGAAAAUGGUGAAGCCCGCCGAAAGCGCUCUGCCUUCCCCCCGAAAGAACCUUCAGCUAAACAUCUAAACAGUGUGACGAGAUUCUGAUUGAAAGGUCGCGGUAAGUUUUGCCAAACACUUCGGAGAUCCUUGACAAUAUAGAGCGGAGUUGCCGGACCGCUCUGGAAAAAUACACUACAAGGAUGGAGCGGCCUUAGCACUGCUCCUCAGCUCCGCUGGCUGUACCGAACGGGCCUUCAGACUUCAGUGACAACCAGCUUCAUUUGGCUACGAGAAAAGGAGUGCCUGCUUCUUCAAGGAAAACUGAAGCAAUUACACCGUCUUGAAAAGCAAGACUGCUGCAAUGGAUCUGUCAAGAGUAAAAUGGAAAAAAAAGAAUGUAUAUCCUGGUUGAUUUCAUAGGUAAGUUUGAAAACUGGAUGCUCUUUUUUUUCCUGUGUUAGAACAAUUUUGUUAGAUGGAUAGAUGUAUGAAAUAUGAAAAAAAUGAAUGGCCUAGUCUCGCGAUUUUCAAAUA